Molecule: messenger RNA, 18651 nt
Organism: Schistosoma mattheei
Lineage: Eukaryota; Metazoa; Platyhelminthes; Trematoda; Strigeidida; Schistosomatidae
Source: the annotation of a GenBank genome assembly
AUGACAGAUAUUAGUCGACAACGUAGUUCACAUGGCGGAGUAGUUUUAAGAGAACAAGAUAUUGUUUGUAUGCAUAGUCCAUUAUUAAGACUACGUGAUCAUGAACGGCAAAUGGACCAUUUACGUGCACAAUCUGAACUGGCUGGAACUCAUAUGACAAAUUAUUUACGUGAAAUCGAUGCAGAUCAAAAACGAGUUGAUCAUGAAUUAUCGUUGAUAGAUCAGUUACAACAUGAGAGUCAGUCUCAGUUGGAUCAAUUGAUAAAUCGUGUGAAAAGAUGGAGUAGCCGAUAUGAACAUGAACCGAAUGUUGAUUCUAGUAUAACCAAUUCUAGAAUAAGUUCUAGUUUAAAAUCUAGUACAAUAUCUGACAAUUGGACAGGUAAUAAUCAAAUGUAUCCAAUAGAUGCAAGAUCACCUCAAUCUAUAGUGAGAGAAACAUCACGAUUAUCGUCUAGAACAAGAUCAGAAUCAAUUCCAUGUCCAGUACUUGAUGCUAUUACACAAAUUGGUGUUACAACCAAAACAUCAGGGACUCAAAUUUCUGAUGACGACGGUGAUGGUGGACGUAAUAAAAUAGAUUUAUAUGUAUCUAAAAGACAAUUUGUGCCAGCGACCAUUCCUGAAAAAAAACAAGUAAGAAAUGCAAUAACUCAAAUUGGAGUUUCAAAAGUCGAUGCAGGCACACAAGAUGACUAUCAUGGAUACAGUCCUAAGCGUUCAGUUAAAGAAGUAUUAUGUCAAAUAGGUCAAAUUACAGCGAAUGCUUCAUGUCAAACAUUAGAACAUUACAAGCUGCAACAAACGCUUAAAAAGCCAACUUUGGAUGCGAUAGUUCAAUCUGGUGUUAUCACUAAGAAUAAUUCCACUCAGUCGGAAAGCAUCACAGAAACCGUUGUGAAAAUGGAGGUACAUGAAUCACAAAAAGGUGCACGAAAAUACAGCGUACUAGAUGCUAUCUGUCAAAUAGGACAGGUUACACAAACAAUUGGAACACAAGUAGAAAUAGAGAAUACAGAAAGAAAUAAGAAAAAUCUUGGAGUACAAGCAGAAAUCAAAAAUGUAUGGCAACAACCAGUGAAAACAACUGAAGCCGCAUGUCAAAUAGGUAGGAUAACAAUAAACGCAAGUACGGAGAUGUCAUCAAUGCUCAUCAGUAAUGAACAAAUGAUAAGACAAGAUAUGAAGAAAAGUGAUAUAAUGUGUCAAAUAGGAAAGGUUCAAAUAGCACAAUCAACACAGGCCGACUUAAUUAAGCAUAUGUUACGCAAACCAUCGUCCGAUGUAGUAUGUCAAGUAGGAAGUGUUAUGGAAUCUUCAGGGAUCCAGAUAGAUGAACCUCAUAAAACUUCAAUGUUACUAGCGGGAACUCAAAGUGCCAAAACACCAACAAACACUAAGGAGAUUCAGACAGAUAUGGGAUUCCGAGUGGAACCGAAGUUUGUGUCGAAGGCUGUCAACGAUGUUAUAUGUCAGGUUGGUCAGGUAAACCAUGAAGUAUCCACACAGUCAGUUGAACAUGUCACCGCUAGACCAGCAUACAAGGAUACUGGCAUUGACCCGAUUCACGUGUGGGAAAAGAAGAUGGCCAACGAUGUCGUCACACAAACAGGGAUUGUCCACACAUCGAAAAUAACACAAGCUGAACUGAUACAAGAACAACCGGUGUAUGUGAAGCCAAUAGAAACACAGGAUGUACCGAUAACAUCGUACAAAGAAACCGUAGAUGCCUACCAACAGGCCGACUUAAUUAAGCAUAUGUUACGCAAACCAUCGUCCGAUGUAGUAUGUCAAGUAGGAAGUGUUAUGGAAUCUUCAGGGAUCCAGAUAGAUGAACCUCAUAAAACUUCAAUGUUACUAGCGGGAACUCAAAGUGCCAAAACACCAACAAACACUAAGGAGAUUCAGACAGAUAUGGGAUUCCGAGUGGAACCGAAGUUUGUGUCGAAGGCUGUCAACGAUGUUAUAUGUCAGGUUGGUCAGGUAAACCAUGAAGUAUCCACACAGUCAGUUGAACAUGUCACCGCUAGACCAGCAUACAAGGAUACUGGCAUUGACCCGAUUCACGUGUGGGAAAAGAAGAUGGCCAACGAUGUCGUCACACAAACAGGGAUUGUCCACACAUCGAAAAUAACACAAGCUGAACUGAUACAAGAACAACCGGUGUAUGUGAAGCCAAUAGAAACACAGGAUGUACCGAUAACAUCGUACAAAGAAACCGUAGAUGCCUACCAACAGGCCGACUUAAUUAAGCAUAUGUUACGCAAACCAUCGUCCGAUGUAGUAUGUCAAGUAGGAAGUGUUAUGGAAUCUUCAGGGAUCCAGAUAGAUGAACCUCAUAAAACUUCAAUGUUACUAGCGGGAACUCAAAGUGCCAAAACACCAACAAACACUAAGGAGAUUCAGACAGAUAUGGGAUUCCGAGUGGAACCGAAGUUUGUGUCGAAGGCUGUCAACGAUGUUAUAUGUCAGGUUGGUCAGGUAAACCAUGAAGUAUCCACACAGUCAGUUGAACAUGUCACCGCUAGACCAGCAUACAAGGAUACUGGCAUUGACCCGAUUCACGUGUGGGAAAAGAAGAUGGCCAACGAUGUCGUCACACAAACAGGGAUUGUCCACACAUCGAAAAUAACACAAGCUGAACUGAUACAAGAACAACCGGUGUAUGUGAAGCCAAUAGAAACACAGGAUGUACCGAUAACAUCGUACAAAGAAACCGUAGAUGCCUACCAACAGGCCGACUUAAUUAAGCAUAUGUUACGCAAACCAUCGUCCGAUGUAGUAUGUCAAGUAGGAAGUGUUAUGGAAUCUUCAGGGAUCCAGAUAGAUGAACCUCAUAAAACUUCAAUGUUACUAGCGGGAACUCAAAGUGCCAAAACACCAACAAACACUAAGGAGAUUCAGACAGAUAUGGGAUUCCGAGUGGAACCGAAGUUUGUGUCGAAGGCUGUCAACGAUGUUAUAUGUCAGGUUGGUCAGGUAAACCAUGAAGUAUCCACACAGUCAGUUGAACAUGUCACCGCUAGACCAGCAUACAAGGAUACUGGCAUUGACCCGAUUCACGUGUGGGAAAAGAAGAUGGCCAACGAUGUCGUCACACAAACAGGGAUUGUCCACACAUCGAAAAUAACACAAGCUGAACUGAUACAAGAACAACCGGUGUAUGUGAAGCCAAUAGAAACACAGGAUGUACCGAUAACAUCGUACAAAGAAACCGUAGAUGCCUACCAACAGGCCGACUUAAUUAAGCAUAUGUUACGCAAACCAUCGUCCGAUGUAGUAUGUCAAGUAGGAAGUGUUAUGGAAUCUUCAGGGAUCCAGAUAGAUGAACCUCAUAAAACUUCAAUGUUACUAGCGGGAACUCAAAGUGCCAAAACACCAACAAACACUAAGGAGAUUCAGACAGAUAUGGGAUUCCGAGUGGAACCGAAGUUUGUGUCGAAGGCUGUCAACGAUGUUAUAUGUCAGGUUGGUCAGGUAAACCAUGAAGUAUCCACACAGUCAGAGAUUCCUUCAAUUAUUUCAGUGGGAGUAGAUCCAAGAGCAGAAAUUGCUGUAAGGCACCUAGGUUCAUACCAAGUGCCACCAAACAUAGAGCGUCAAAGCAGACAAGUACAGGCAGAUAUCAAACAGGCAUUUAAACAUAUAAAUAUACAAACAGAAGAGAUAACUAGAGAAAAUGUAAUAUCAACGAACUUGGUGACGGCGAAACAGAAAGAAACCUUUGAGGUAACGACUCAAUUCGGUAUAUUAACAAAAGAUAAAGACGUUGAAACAUUCGUAAAAUUCAGUUCAAAAGAAACACAAACCAUAGAAAGUUCACCGGAAGCUGAAGUAAAAAUGAGGAGCCAACAAACGUUCACUCGAAUAAGGAGUAAAAAUUAUGACGUACAAACACAGUCAGGGACGAUAAAUAUUUCCCAAGCAUUCCAGACAUUAUUAGAUUACAAGCCAACAACAGAAAAACGAUCAACCGGAAUGCAGCACGAAAUGGAUUUCAGAGUGGUGCAAACUACGCAUCAUGAACCACAAACACAAGAAACACCGACACAAACUGAGAGAGUGGCAUUAAAAGAUGAACAAUCAUUUACGUCAUUCAAAUUGAAAACAUACGAUGUUCAGACUCAGUUUGGAAGUAUGCUUAAGUCACAGGCAGCACAAACGCCAGGUGAACAGAGACCCGACGUCGAAAUGAAAGACAUGAUUACACAACACGAGAAACGUCCAGAACCAAUUGUACACAAAAAAUUACAAGCAAUGGUACAACCGACCACCAUUAACACAGAGACUCAGACGAUGGAAGAGAGACCACCACCGGUUAUCUUGCCACCAAAGUUAUUCGACGUUCAAACACAAUCAGGAUCAGUGACGAUAGAUUCAGAAACACAAACACCACAAGAACGUAGACCAGUAAUCGAAAUGAAAGAGUUGCUUACACAACACGAGAAACGUCCAGAACCAAUUGUACACAAAAAAUUACAAGCAAUGGUACAACCGACCACCAUUAACACAGAGACUCAGACGAUGGAAGAGAGACCACCACCGGUUAUCUUGCCACCAAAGUUAUUCGACGUUCAAACACAAUCAGGAUCAGUGACGAUAGAUUCAGAAACACAAACACCACAAGAACGUAGACCAGUAAUCGAAAUGAAAGAGUUGCUUACACAACACGAGAAACGUCCAGAACCAAUUGUACACAAAAAAUUACAAGCAAUGGUACAACCGACCACCAUUAACACAGAGACUCAGACGAUGGAAGAGAGACCACCACCGGUUAUCUUGCCACCAAAGUUAUUCGACGUUCAAACACAAUCAGGAUCAGUGACGAUAGAUUCAGAAACACAAACACCACUAGAACGUAGGCCAGUGGUUGCGACUAAAGAUGCAAGUGUACAUCAAGAAACAAAACCUGUUCAAUCAAUUCCCAAGAAGUUACAGGCUACAGUCGUCCCGCCAUUAGAAAACAUGGCUACACAAACAGGUUUAUUAGCACAACCUGUUGUCGUGCCCAUGGUGAAAACUACGCAUCAUGAACCACAAACACAAGAAACACCGACACAAACUGAGAGAGUGGCAUUAAAAGAUGAACAAUCAUUUACGUCAUUCAAAUUGAAAACAUACGAUGUUCAGACUCAGUUUGGAAGUAUGCUUAAGUCACAGGCAGCACAAACGCCAGGUGAACAGAGACCCGUCGUCGAAAUGAAAGACAUGAUUACACAACACGAGAAACGUCCAGAACCAAUUGUACACAAAAAAUUACAAGCAAUGGUACAACCGACCACCAUUAACACAGAGACUCAGACGAUGGAAGAGAGACCACCACCGGUUAUCUUGCCACCAAAGUUAUUCGACGUUCAAACACAAUCAGGAUCAGUGACGAUAGAUUCAGAAACACAAACACCACUAGAACGUAGGCCAGUGGUUGCGACUAAAGAUGCAAGUGUACAUCAAGAAACAAAACCUGUUCAAUCAAUUCCCAAGAAGUUACAGGCUACAGUCGUCCCGCCAUUAGAAAACAUGGCUACACAAACAGGUUUAUUAGCACAACCUGUUGUCGUGCCCAUGGUGAAAACUACGCAUCAUGAACCACAAACACAAGAAACACCGACACAAACUGAGAGAGUGGCAUUAAAAGAUGAACAAUCAUUUACGUCAUUCAAAUUGAAAACAUACGAUGUUCAGACUCAGUUUGGAAGUAUGCUUAAGUCACAGGCAGCACAAACGCCAGGUGAACAGAGACCCGUCGUCGAAAUGAAAGACAUGAUUACACAACACGAGAAACGUCCAGAACCAAUUGUACACAAAAAAUUACAAGCAAUGGUACAACCGACCACCAUUAACACAGAGACUCAGACGAUGGAAGAGAGACCACCACCGGUUAUCUUGCCACCAAAGUUAUUCGACGUUCAAACACAAUCAGGAUCAGUGACGAUAGAUUCAGAAACACAAACACCACAAGAACGUAGACCAGUAAUCGAAAUGAAAGAGUUGCUUACACAACACGAGAAACGUCCAGAACCAAUUGUACACAAAAAAUUACAAGCAAUGGUACAACCGACCACCAUUAACACAGAGACUCAGACGAUGGAAGAGAGACCACCACCGGUUAUCUUGCCACCAAAGUUAUUCGACGUUCAAACACAAUCAGGAUCAGUGACGAUAGAUUCAGAAACACAAACACCACUAGAACGUAGGCCAGUGGUUGCGACUAAAGAUGCAAGUGUACAUCAAGAAACAAAACCUGUUCAAUCAAUUCCCAAGAAGUUACAGGCUACAGUCGUCCCGCCAUUAGAAAACAUGGCUACACAAACAGGUUUAUUAGCACAACCUGUUGUCGUGCCCAUGGUGAAAACUACGCAUCAUGAACCACAAACACAAGAAACACCGACACAAACUGAGAGAGUGGCAUUAAAAGAUGAACAAUCAUUUACGUCAUUCAAAUUGAAAACAUACGAUGUUCAGACUCAGUUUGGAAGUAUGCUUAAGUCACAGGCAGCACAAACGCCAGGUGAACAGAGACCCGUCGUCGAAAUGAAAGACAUGAUUACACAACACGAGAAACGUCCAGAACCAAUUGUACACAAAAAAUUACAAGCAAUGGUACAACCGACCACCAUUAACACAGAGACUCAGACGAUGGAAGAGAGACCACCACCGGUUAUCUUGCCACCAAAGUUAUUCGACGUUCAAACACAAUCAGGAUCAGUGACGAUAGAUUCAGAAACACAAACACCACAAGAACGUAGACCAGUAAUCGAAAUGAAAGAGUUGCUUACACAACACGAGAAACGUCCAGAACCAAUUGUACACAAAAAAUUACAAGCAAUGGUACAACCGACCACCAUUAACACAGAGACUCAGACGAUGGAAGAGAGACCACCACCGGUUAUCUUGCCACCAAAGUUAUUCGACGUUCAAACACAAUCAGGAUCAGUGACGAUAGAUUCAGAAACACAAACACCACUAGAACGUAGGCCAGUGGUUGCGACUAAAGAUGCAAGUGUACAUCAAGAAACAAAACCUGUUCAAUCAAUUCCCAAGAAGUUACAGGCUACAGUCGUCCCGCCAUUAGAAAACAUGGCUACACAAACAGGUUUAUUAGCACAACCUGUUGUCGUGCCCAUGGUGAAAACUACGCAUCAUGAACCACAAACACAAGAAACACCGACACAAACUGAGAGAGUGGCAUUAAAAGAUGAACAAUCAUUUACGUCAUUCAAAUUGAAAACAUACGAUGUUCAGACUCAGUUUGGAAGUAUGCUUAAGUCACAGGCAGCACAAACGCCAGGUGAACAGAGACCCGUCGUCGAAAUGAAAGACAUGAUUACACAACACGAGAAACGUCCAGAACCAAUUGUACACAAAAAAUUACAAGCAAUGGUACAACCGACCACCAUUAACACAGAGACUCAGACGAUGGAAGAGAGACCACCACCGGUUAUCUUGCCACCAAAGUUAUUCGACGUUCAAACACAAUCAGGAUCAGUGACGAUAGAUUCAGAAACACAAACACCACAAGAACGUAGACCAGUAAUCGAAAUGAAAGAGUUGCUUACACAACACGAGAAACGUCCAGAACCAAUUGUACACAAAAAAUUACAAGCAAUGGUACAACCGACCACCAUUAACACAGAGACUCAGACGAUGGAAGAGAGACCACCACCGGUUAUCUUGCCACCAAAGUUAUUCGACGUUCAAACACAAUCAGGAUCAGUGACGAUAGAUUCAGAAACACAAACACCACACGAACAGAAACUAAUCCCAGAUAUAAAGGAUGUGAGUGUAUUUCAUGAGUCACAUCAUUUACAAACAGUAAACAAGAAACUUCAAGCUUUGGUAUACCAUCCAUCUGACGAUGUGUGUUUGCAAACUGAAGAGGUAAGCGUACAGCCUGUCAAACCCGUUGCUCAGGUGUUUUCCCGAGCUCCGCAAGUCGCACAUAAGCAAACACAAGCGGAAUGGCUGAAAGUCAACAUAAAAACAUUUGAUAUACAAGCACAAUCAGGGACGGUAGUCAAGACACAGUCAACACAAACUAUUCUACAAGAACAACCAGUAUUCCAUACUGCAGACGUCAGUGUGAUUCACAGUGAAAAAUCACCUUCACUGGUGAACAAGAAACUUCAGGUUAACAUGCGUCAAUCAGUUGACAACACAAGCACACAGACUGAUCCGAUGACUCAAGUCCCUACUGUAUUACCGAAAACCACGUUCGAUGUUGUGACUCAGUCUGGUACUGUCCACUGUGCACAGUCAGUUCAGACUAUUCCAGAGGAACGACCAGUAUUCCAUACUGCAGAUGUCAGUGUGAUUCAUAGUGAAAAGUCACCUUCAUUAGUAGGCAAGAAGGUUCAGGCAACAAUGCGUCAAUCAUUUGACAACACAAGCACACAGACUGAUCCGAUGACUCAAGUCCCUACUGUAUUACCGAAAACCACGUUCGAUGUUGUGACUCAGUCUGGUACUGUCCAAUGUUCACAGUCAGUUCAGACUAUUCCAGAGGAACGACCAGUAUACCACACUGUCGGUGUAGGAGUUGAUCAGACUGGUAAAUUGCAGCCCGUGGUAUACGAGAAUGUUCAGGCAACAAUGCGUCAAACAGUUGACAACACAAGCACACAGACUGAUCCGAUGACUCAAGUCCCUACUGUAUUACCGAAAACCACGUUCGAUGUUGUGACUCAGUCUGGUACUAUCCACUGUGCACAGUCAGUUCAGACUAUUCCAGAGGAACGACCAGUAUUCCAUACUGCAGACGUCAGUGUGAUUCAUAGUGAAAAGUCACCUUCAUUAGUAGGCAAGAAGGUUCAGGCAACAAUGCGUCAAUCAGUUGACAACACAAGCACACAGACUGAUCCGAUGACUCAAGUCCCUACUGUAUUACCGAAAACCACGUUCGAUGUUGUGACUCAGUCUGGUACUAUCCACUGUGCACAGUCAGUUCAGACUAUUCCAGAGGAACGACCAGUAUUCCAUACUGCAGACGUCAGUGUGAUUCAUAGUGAAAAGUCACCUUCAUUAGUAGGCAAGAAGGUUCAGGCAACAAUGCGUCAAUCAGUUGACAACACAAGCACACAGACUGAUCCGAUGACUCAAGUCCCUACUGUAUUACCGAAAACCACGUUCGAUGUUGUGACUCAGUCUGGUACUGUCCAAUGUUCACAGUCAGUUCAGACUAUUCCAGAGGAACGACCAGUAUUCCAUACUGCAGACGUCAGUGUGAUUCAUAGUGAAAAGUCACCUUCAUUAGUAGGCAAGAAGGUUCAGGCAACAAUGCGUCAAUCAGUUGACAACACAAGCACACAGACUGAUCCGAUGACUCAAGUCCCUACUGUAUUACCGAAAACCACGUUCGAUGUUGUGACUCAGUCUGGUACUAUCCACUGUGCACAGUCAGUUCAGACUAUUCCAGAGGAACGACCAGUAUUCCAUACUGCAGACGUCAGUGUGAUUCAUAGUGAAAAGUCACCUUCAUUAGUAGGCAAGAAGGUUCAGGCAACAAUGCGUCAAUCAGUUGACAACACAAGCACACAGACUGAUCCGAUGACUCAAGUCCCUACUGUAUUACCGAAAACCACGUUCGAUGUUGUGACUCAGUCUGGUACUGUCCAAUGUUCACAGUCAGUUCAGACUAUUCCAGAGGAACGACCAGUAUACCACACUGUCGGUGUAGGAGUUGAUCAGACUGGUAAAUUGCAGCCCGUGGUAUACGAGAAUGUUCAGGCAACAAUGCGUCAAACAGUUGACAACACAAGCACACAGACUGAUCCGAUGACUCAAGUCCCUACUGUAUUACCGAAAACCACGUUCGAUGUUGUGACUCAGUCUGGUACUAUCCACUGUGCACAGUCAGUUCAGACUAUUCCAGAGGAACGACCAGUAUUCCAUACUGCAGACGUCAGUGUGAUUCAUAGUGAAAAGUCACCUUCAUUAGUAGGCAAGAAGGUUCAGGCAACAAUGCGUCAAUCAGUUGACAACACAAGCACACAGACUGAUCCGAUGACUCAAGUCCCUACUGUAUUACCGAAAACCACGUUCGAUGUUGUGACUCAGUCUGGUACUGUCCAAUGUUCACAGUCAGUUCAGACUAUUCCAGAGGAACGACCAGUAUACCACACUGUCGGUGUAGGAGUUGAUCAGACUGGUAAAUUGCAGCCCGUGGUAUACGAGAAUGUUCAGGCAACAAUGCGUCAAACAGUUGACAACACAAGCACACAGACUGAUCCGAUGACUCAAGUCCCUACUGUAUUACCGAAAACCACGUUCGAUGUUGUGACUCAGUCUGGUACUAUCCACUGUGCACAGUCAGUUCAGACUAUUCCAGAGGAACGACCAGUAUUCCAUACUGCAGACGUCAGUGUGAUUCAUAGUGAAAAGUCACCUUCAUUAGUAGGCAAGAAGGUUCAGGCAACAAUGCGUCAAUCAGUUGACAACACAAGCACACAGACUGAUCCGAUGACUCAAGUCCCUACUGUAUUACCGAAAACCACGUUCGAUGUUGUGACUCAGUCCGGUACUCUAUCUUUUACUGUUGGUUGUCAAGCUCUUCUUAUAUCGGAAGAUUUUUUGAUGAAAGAUGUCUCUGUUGAUUAUGUCAAAUCGAUCAAUUCUGGUUUCUCUAAAGCUGUCCAAGCUAGCAUAAAAGUUGAAAGUAAGAACGUUGAAAUACAGUGUGUGAUAAAAGAUAAACGUGUAAUUAAUAUUCGUAAUGCAGAAGCUCAAUUUGACGUACUUUGUCGUCAGGAAGAAACUCAAACAUUUCAUUUACCGUUGACAACUACGAAAGAAGGAAGUGUUCAGCACGCACCAACGACUACACAAAUAAUAAAUAAAAAGCUACAAGUAACUAUUUCCCAGUCAGUUCGAGAGGUAGCCGCGCAAACAUACGAAUCAAUACCAGUCGUAACAGUACCCACGAUGCAAAGAAUUCAUCACCCUGUACAGACACAUGAAAUAUCAUCACAAACUGACAGUCUAGAAUUUUUUGAACGUCAGUCCUACGCGCAAAUCAAAUCCAAAACAAAUGAUGUAGAAAUACAAUCAGGAAUCAUUUGCAAAUCACAGGGAUUGCAGACAAAAUUAGAGCAUAAAACAUUCGGAAUGACGAAAGAAACUAGUACACAGUAUGAGGCAGUACAAAGAACAAUGAUAAAUAUAGAUAUUCAGGCAGAUGCUCAACAUCCAGUGUCCUAUACUUACGUCCAAACAGAUGAAAGUCAACUGAUAAAUAUCAAGCAGAAACACCAGACGAAUGUACAGACACAAUCAGGAAUAAUCCAAAAAGAACAGGGAGCACAAACAAUAGAAGAGGUCCACACCACAGUGAACAAGACCGACGUUAGUGUAACUCAUGAACUCAAAAACCGACAAAUUAACAAGAAGUUACAAGCAACAAUAAUGUCUCAAAUGAAAGACGUAGUCAUACAAACAGAAUUAGUAGGAACCUCUGCACAUCCAACACCGACAAAACCUACAUUUGAUGUGCAAACACAAUCAGGAUCAGUGACGAUAGAUUCAGAAACACAAACACCACACGAACAGAAACUAAUCCCAGAUAUAAAGGAUGUGAGUGUAUUUCAUGAGUCACAUCAUUUACAAACAGUAAACAAGAAACUUCAAGCUGUGGUAUACCAUCCAUCUGACGAUGUGUGUUUGCAAACUGAAGAGGUAAGCGUACAGCCUGUCAAACCCGUUGCUCAGGUGUUUUCCCGAGCUCCGCAAGUCGCACAUAAGCAAACACAAGCGGAAUGGCUGAAAGUCAACAUAAAAACAUUUGAUAUACAAGCACAAUCAGGGACGGUAGUCAAGACACAGUCAACACAAACUAUUCUACAAGAACAACCAGUAUUCCAUACUGCAGACGUCAGUGUGAUUCACAGUGAAAAAUCACCUUCACUGGUGAACAAGAAACUUCAGGUUAACAUGCGUCAAUCAGUUGACAACACAAGCACACAGACUGAUCCGAUGACUCAAGUCCCUACUGUAUUACCGAAAACCACGUUCGAUGUUGUGACUCAGUCUGGUACUGUCCACUGUGCACAGUCAGUUCAGACUAUUCCAGAGGAACGACCAGUAUUCCAUACUGCAGACGUCAGUGUGAUUCAUAGUGAAAAGUCACCUUCAUUAGUAGGCAAGAAGGUUCAGGCAACAAUGCGUCAAUCAGUUGACAACACAAGCACACAGACUGAUCCGAUGACUCAAGUCCCUACUGUAUUACCGAAAACCACGUUCGAUGUUGUGACUCAGUCUGGUACUAUCCACUGUGCACAGUCAGUUCAGACUAUUCCAGAGGAACGACCAGUAUUCCAUACUGCAGACGUCAGUGUGAUUCAUAGUGAAAAGUCACCUUCAUUAGUAGGCAAGAAGGUUCAGGCAACAAUGCGUCAAUCAGUUGACAACACAAGCACACAGACUGAUCCGAUGACUCAAGUCCCUACUGUAUUACCGAAAACCACGUUCGAUGUUGUGACUCAGUCUGGUACUAUCCACUGUGCACAGUCAGUUCAGACUAUUCCAGAGGAACGACCAGUAUUCCAUACUGCAGACGUCAGUGUGAUUCAUAGUGAAAAGUCACCUUCAUUAGUAGGCAAGAAGGUUCAGGCAACAAUGCGUCAAUCAGUUGACAACACAAGCACACAGACUGAUCCGAUGACUCAAGUCCCUACUGUAUUACCGAAAACCACGUUCGAUGUUGUGACUCAGUCUGGUACUGUCCAAUGUUCACAGUCAGUUCAGACUAUUCCAGAGGAACGACCAGUAUACCACACUGUCGGUGUAGGAGUUGAUCAGACUGGUAAAUUGCAGCCCGUGGUAUACGAGAAUGUUCAGGCAACAAUGCGUCAAACAGUUGACAACACAAGCACACAGACUGAUCCGAUGACUCAAGUCCCUACUGUAUUACCGAAAACCACGUUCGAUGUUGUGACUCAGUCUGGUACUAUCCACUGUGCACAGUCAGUUCAGACUAUUCCAGAGGAACGACCAGUAUUCCAUACUGCAGACGUCAGUGUGAUUCAUAGUGAAAAGUCACCUUCAUUAGUAGGCAAGAAGGUUCAGGCAACAAUGCGUCAAUCAGUUGACAACACAAGCACACAGACUGAUCCGAUGACUCAAGUCCCUACUGUAUUACCGAAAACCACGUUCGAUGUUGUGACUCAGUCUGGUACUAUCCACUGUGCACAGUCAGUUCAGACUAUUCCAGAGGAACGACCAGUAUUCCAUACUGCAGACGUCAGUGUGAUUCAUAGUGAAAAGUCACCUUCAUUAGUAGGCAAGAAGGUUCAGGCAACAAUGCGUCAAACAGUUGACAACACAAGCACACAGACUGAUCCGAUGACUCAAGUCCCUACUGUAUUACCGAAAACCACGUUCGAUGUUGUGACUCAGUCUGGUACUAUCCACUGUGCACAGUCAGUUCAGACUAUUCCAGAGGAACGACCAGUAUUCCAUACUGCAGACGUCAGUGUGAUUCAUAGUGAAAAGUCACCUUCAUUAGUAGGCAAGAAGGUUCAGGCAACAAUGCGUCAAUCAGUUGACAACACAAGCACACAGACUGAUCCGAUGACUCAAGUCCCUACUGUAUUACCGAAAACCACGUUCGAUGUUGUGACUCAGUCUGGUACUGUCCAAUGUUCACAGUCAGUUCAGACUAUUCCAGAGGAACGACCAGUAUUCCAUACUGCAGACGUCAGUGUGAUUCAUAGUGAAAAGUCACCUUCAUUAGUAGGCAAGAAGGUUCAGGCAACAAUGCGUCAAUCAGUUGACAACACAAGCACACAGACUGAUCCGAUGACUCAAGUCCCUACUGUAUUACCGAAAACCACGUUCGAUGUUGUGACUCAGUCUGGUACUGUCCAAUGUUCACAGUCAGUUCAGACUAUUCCAGAGGAACGACCAGUAUUCCAUACUGCAGACGUCAGUGUGAUUCAUAGUGAAAAGUCACCUUCAUUAGUAGGCAAGAAGGUUCAGGCAACAAUGCGUCAAUCAGUUGACAACACAAGCACACAGACUGAUCCGAUGACUCAAGUCCCUACUGUAUUACCGAAAACCACGUUCGAUGUUGUGACUCAGUCUGGUACUAUCCACUGUGCACAGUCAGUUCAGACUAUUCCAGAGGAACGACCAGUAUUCCAUACUGCAGACGUCAGUGUGAUUCAUAGUGAAAAGUCACCUUCAUUAGUAGGCAAGAAGGUUCAGGCAACAAUGCGUCAAUCAGUUGACAACACAAGCACACAGACUGAUCCGAUGACUCAAGUCCCUACUGUAUUACCGAAAACCACGUUCGAUGUUGUGACUCAGUCUGGUACUAUCCACUGUGCACAGUCAGUUCAGACUAUUCCAGAGGAACGACCACGAUUCGAUACUGUUGAUGUGAGCGUUGAUCAUUUUGAGACUGUGCCUAUUGUUCGAUCAAUAAUCUCAUCGACCAUGCAUACUCUUCCAAACACUUCACAAUCAACACAAACCACACCUACUAAACUAGCUGAUACAUUCUGUCAAGCGGCGUUAUCCGCUACAACAUACGAUGUCCAAAUUCAAUCUGGAGUAAUACAUUCAAUAGAUGGGACACAGACUGUCGAUUUAAGUUCACCAAUUGAGAUGAAAGAAAUGAGUGUCGCACACGAGAAGGAACGAACUGCUCUGAAAGGGAAGAAACUUCAGGUUCGUUGUGAUUCAACUGAUUUGGGAGUCCAAACAGAUCAAAUUACUCCCAUUGUUCAAUCAACAAUCUCAUCGACCAUGCAUACUCUUCCAAACACUUCACAAUCAACACAAACCACACCUACUAAACUAGCUGAUACAUUCUGUCAAGCGACGUUAUCCGCUACAACAUACGAUGUCCAAAUUCAAUCUGGAGUAAUACAUUCAAUAGAUGGGACACAGACUGUCGAUUUAAGUUCACCAAUUGAGAUGAAAGAAAUGAGUGUCGCACACGAGAAGGAACGAACUGCUCUGAAAGGGAAGAAACUUCAGGUUCGUUGUGAUUCAACUGAUUUGGGAGUCCAAACAGAUCAAAUUACUCCCAUUGUUCAAUCAACAAUCUCAUCGACCAUGCAUACUCUUCCAAACACUUCACAAUCAACACAAACCACACCUACUAAACUAGCUGAUACAUUCUGUCAAGCGACGUUAUCCGCUACAACAUACGAUGUCCAAAUUCAAUCUGGAGUAAUACAUUCAAUAGAUGGGACACAGACUGUCGAUUUAAGUUCACCAAUUGAGAUGAAAGAAAUGAGUGUCGCACACGAGAAGGAACGAACUGCUCUGAAAGGGAAGAAACUUCAGGUUCGUUGUGAUUCAACUGAUUUGGGAGUCCAAACAGAUCACACUAUGUCCACUGUUCACUUGGACAGUAAAUUUACUCAAACUGCUUUAGUUCGUUAUACGGAUGUAUCAUGUCAGUAUACUGAACUCACGAAGCUUUCAUCAACUAGUCAUGCAGUAACGUCCAGAGUUGUUAGCAUUCAAACAGAUGUGCCGUUUUCAACAAACAUACGUGUGGAUCAACGAAACAAGAAAUUCCAAGUGAAUCUAAUAUCGCCUUCAUCACCAAAGACUCCAAUAAAUGUAGCCUCUAUAGGAACACAAACUUCAGAUUAUAGAUACCAGGAUAUAAGUAUUGAACAGGUUGAUAAAACAAUAGUUUCAUCAGUGGAUGCACAUGUGGUUCAUGAUUCAGCGUCUAAUGUGACAAGCACUUCACAAGGAAUACCAAAAAUAAAAAUAGAUCAAGAGUGCCAAGUAAAAAUAACUCCUCAACAAUAUCAAAAGAAACUUCAGUAUGGUUCCUCAUUUUCUACAUUAAAAAAUACAUCUUCUCAAACUAUACAGGACAGUUGUCUUUGUGACCAUCAUAAAACCUCUUCAUCAUCAAGUAUUGGAGUUCAGGCAAGUAAUAUACGACCAGUAGUUACAGUAGAUACAGGGACUCAAGAAACAAAACCAAGUGAGACUUCUCCAUCACCUUUACAAGUUAAGAACAAAAAACUACAAGUCUACCCAUCUAAACUUGGUGAACAAGUAGAAGAAGAAUUUAUACAUCCUCAAGAGACAAUCUCCAAAGGAAUGUCAACCUCAUUAACUGAGAUAACACAGACAGAUGAGUAUUUACUAAAAAAUAUUGAAUGUUUCAAGUGUAUAUCACGGGGAUAUGAUAAGAAAACGAUUGAUAAAGAUAUGCAAUCGGAAGAAAAAUCAAUAAGAACAAAACAAACAGCAUCCGGUACAGUGAAAUCAAAUUACUUUACACGUAUUCUCCAAAUGGAAACUAUUCCUGACAAGCCAAAAGCAUCAGACACAUCCGAUGUGCUGAAACUAUACAGAGAGUCCGGCUAUAGAGCUAGGGAUGAAUCAAAGAAUAUCCAAACUGAUACGUUUUUGUUGGGAAGUAUUCAAUUACCUGAAAGUAGGGAAGUUGAUAGCAUAGGAAAAAUUUCGAAAAAGACCACAAUUGUUCAGUUAGAAAAGUUAACUACGGAUAAGUGUGUAGAUACUAUGCCCUUUGAAAAAGGACUUAUAGAAUCUCAAGUAUCCUAUCAUGAUACCCGGAUAUCUGAAAGGAGGAAUAUAAAGUUACUAAAAGAAACACCAUGGUCAGAAACACAAGUAUCAAAUGUUCUGCAAGAUAUUCAAAUCAACAAGCAGAAUGGAAAUGGAAAGGCUAAGACACCGUAUCAAUAUUUAAAACCAGAUGUUGUAAGUUGGGGAGUACAAUUUGCACCAGUGACACUUACUGGGGUAACGCAAACCACUGAAUCUUCGAAACAUAAGUUAACUAUCGAUUCACCAAUAAAUAUAGGUGUACAAACUGAUGCGAUUGAAGAUGACUAUUAUAUAAAAAGAGUUGUGACGACAAUAGCUAGAAAAGGUUUGUCAUCUUAUUGUCGUCGAGGUCCAGUAGCCAAAAGAAUUGUCGAACACACUGAUCUAUUGACAUCGAGUUUACCUAGUAACUUAGAUGAGGAGUUUGAUGAAGAAACAACAAUUGCACCAAGAACAACGAAGGUCACAACUAUGCAAAAACGUGGAGAUCGUCGAGUAGUACAUGAAGAGUUGCUUACAGAGGACUAUAGGGAAAGAGGAAGUUCACUUGACUCUCAUGUAGCCCACGAACGGUUUCUGAGAGAAACACACCCACAGGAUAUCGAUUUGCAUGGAAUGCAUGAACAUGAGACAGGCAUAUAUACUGAUGCUGAAAUCUGUUUGCAGAAUUUACUGAAAGUUUGGGGAGAGCAAUACUUGCUUUCUAGAUUAAGAACGAUCGGUAGAUACUCAGGGCUUUCAGUUAGUCUUGAUCGAAGUAUACAUACGGCGGAAAAAUCACGGCUAGUUGAAGCGAAGACACAGUUUACUUCAACAGGAAACUUAGUGGGUCAAGUCAGAAAUCUUGAGAACAUGGGAACACAGACUAGUGAUAUUCUCCUUACCACUCGACCUCCACAUAAAAAUAAACGGAUACAACGUGGUCGUAGCUUCAUUUCUGGAGGAACAAAUCAGCCACCACCGACGCGUAGUGGCUCGGUAGUAAGUCCACUGUCGCCGACUACCGAAGAACUGACAAGUCACCAUCGUCAGCACGGGAUAACAAGCAUGCAGACACGUACUUCUCAUCCAUUUAAUUUGGCCACUACCACAUUUACAGAGACUACACAAGAGCAAUCGACAUUCAGUAUUGAACAUACAGUCCAGACUUAUAUAUGUCCAACAUGUGGGAGUCAAGCUAGCAUCCCAGUGACCGUUCAUUCACAAAUACAACCUCAAACACUUCCAAUAACGCAAUUAAAAGACGCCCAAUCACAAACUCGGUUUGUGGGGCAGAUGACAGCUGAUAAUAACAGCACAUAUCUACCAACUUACCUAAGUGAUGAGGAAGUAAUUCGCAUAAAUCAAAGCCAGAAAAUUGAAGACAGAGAAUUUUCGGUGGUGACAUGGCAUCCAGCAGAAAUACGAGAUACAGAACGCCGGAGGGAUAGCGACACAAGUAAUCAGAUACGAGAUGAAGUUUGGGUUGAUAGUCCUGGGAAACUGCUGGAACUCAAAAUAACUGGAGUAAUAGUACCUGGAACAAGCAAAAUCGUUAGCGCAAGUGAAGCGUUUUAUCGUGGUCUACUAAGAGUAGUAUACUGGGAUUAUGAAAAACUUGGACCUAGGCAAUCAUCAGUAGAUUCAACAGUUUCCAUACCACUGGCAGAUGCAGUGAUUUCUAAGGCAGUUCGGUUAGCUAGUGAUAGAAUAUCAACAGAAGCGCAGCCAUCAUUGGAUGCCAAAAUAGUUUGGAGAACACCAGAGAUACAACGAAGUAGGUAUCUAGUACAUUCAAUUAGACCUGAUGCAGGUCAAAACAAACAUAAUCCAAUUAAUCUGGACGUUGCAUCUGCAAUACGAGCUGGUCUAAUUGACAAAGAAACCGGUCGAAUGCUGUUUACACAUUCUGUUUACGAGUCACCAUUCAGUACUGAUUCACCGAUAAGUAAAAAAGGCGAUAGUAGCUCUGACCAAACUGAACGAUUGUCUGUCAGAGAAGCAAUUUUACGCGGAUUUUUAGUUGCAGAAUUAAUAGAACCAGAAUCAUCGUAUAUAACAAAGCAAAGCUUACCAUUUAUUGUCUCAAGCACAAGUUAUUCACACUCUCCAACUGAUGUUGACAUUUGA